AUUUGAUGAAUGCAACUUCAGAAGACGGUUCACCUGGAGAGGACGGCAUUCCAGGAUUUGACGGGAUCAUGGAUCUUAUUGCGAAUAUACAUUCAUUCAACAUCGAUGAUUCUGGGUGUAUGAUGUGUCCAGCCGGGCCGCCAGGGCCGCCUGGUUUGGUUGGUCCGCCAGGAAGACUUGGUGAUGAUGGUAUCAUGGGAUUGUUGGGAAUGGAUGGCAAAGAUGGUAUGCCAGGAGAACAAGGGCUA
Molecule: messenger RNA, 248 nt
Organism: Anisakis simplex (herring worm)
Lineage: Eukaryota; Metazoa; Nematoda; Chromadorea; Rhabditida; Anisakidae
Source: the annotation of a GenBank genome assembly